CAACUUUCUUCUGCUUGGUAAAGUCAGACUUGUCAGCUAAUUUGAACUCAGACUCUAUUUCUUUUGGUAUCAAUUGAGGAUCAACAGGCCCACAGUUUGACAAACCAUCCACGCUGCAGAGGAUCCGAUGGUGUUCCGUGGCAAACCAUCCAAGUUUUGCGAGAGAUGUAGAGAGAGAAGACUACGAUGUGAUCAACAACGGCCAAGUUGCAGCUCUUGCAUUCGAGUGGGAGCAGCAUGCACCGGCUAUCGCGACACGAUCAACAUUCGGAUCAGCGACCAGACCGACUUUGUACGGACAAAGGCUCUAGCAAAGACAAGGUCUCCACUGAAGCAACGAUGUGUUGGCGAAUCCAAAGCCAAGCUUAAGGUUCGACAUCUACCCCAAGACCUUUUGACCCUAGGUCGAGACAUGUUCUUCACGUACUACGUCUCCGAUUUCAGUCGCACAUGGGACUUCCUAUACAAUUAUCUAGACCCAAGAUCCGCGCCCAAAUAUCUUACUCUGAGCAUCGAAGCGGUCAGUCUCGCCUUCUUGUCCCAUCAGGUUUCUUCCGAGACUGCAAGAGAUCUAGGACGUAGGAAGUACUGUCAGGCACUACGGGAGAUCAACAUCGCCCUGCAAGAUCCUACGACAGCAAAAGCGGCAUCGACUUUCGAAGGAGCGUUGUUGCUGGAUCUCUUUGAGAAGAUCAUGAAGUCGGCCUUGGAGAUCAACACAUCAGGACACGCCCAUAUCGAAGGCGCUCUCACAUUGGUAAAAUUGCGAGGGGUAGAGUCAUUCAAAAAAGGCACUGAGCUGCGGGCGUUGAUGGGACUUUCCCUGAAUGCGACGAUAUGUUCAUUGAGUACCGGACGAGUGGUGGACGAUGCAAUACGACAAAUACGAGUGCAUGCAGCACAAUUCGUCAACACUGAUUAUCCAAAGUGGAAGCUCAGUGGAUUGAUGCUCGAUAUAACCGAUCUAGCUGCAGAGAUGCGGAAAGGCUGUAUGACGGCGGAAGAGAGGAUAACAAAAAGCGAGUACUUUGAUCGAAAGCUCGAGAUUGUUGCACUUGAAGCGAGCCCGGCUUGGACGUAUGAACGCAAAAACUUAUCUGAUUCUGAUGGAGCAAGACUGGUACCCAAAAGAUUCCCAUGGGUAUACGACGUCUAUUCCGAUCGCAUGAUCACCCAGAUGUGGAACGUGCUUCGCAUAGCCCGAAUACUUCUCUGCGAGGAGAUCAUCCAGUCCUGUUCCGAGAGCUGCGACCCUGAUGUUGCCGCUCAGUAUGAUCGAGCAAACGCUGCCAUCUUGGUCCUAGUUCAAGAAAUCAUUGCAUCGGUCCCUCAGAUGACGGACUGCGACCUAGUCGCAAAGCAUAAGCUGCCUAGUGGAAGCACGGGUAAACAACAUGCACACAGCAUACCGCACAUACUCGACGUUUACAUACUGAUAUUUAGCCUGUACGUUGUUGCUUGGUCAAAAAGCUGUCCACAAUCUGCCGUCGAUUGGAGUCUGAAGCACCUGCAGCACAUUGCCGAUCACUUCGCUAUCAAAGAGGCCGCUGUCAUUCUGAAUAUCUUGAAGAAGCAAAAGAAGGAGGAGCGUGUUGAUUCAUGGAGCGUCUUUCAGAUUCACGAGACAACACUCUUACUGAAAAGAACACCUGUCAUUUCGGAGCCUUUACAUUUGCCGACAUGGACGAAGUAAGGACCGAGUCUUAGAGGUGGUGAAGACACUGGAUUUAAACAACUUGUACACAAAACUUAAGCAGAGUCCCCAAGAUAAUCGUUGCCCAUACUGAAGGUUUCGUCCCGGCAAUAGCCGGCGAAUAUCUCGAAGGCUCGAUUCAGCUUUCUUGUAGUGUCCGCUAGGAUACUCUCUACCUUUGUAACUCUUGUAACCAAAAUAAAAACGUACACAGAAACCCUUGGUGAGAGAGCUUCUCAUACACAAAC
Molecule: messenger RNA, 1941 nt
Organism: Alternaria rosae
Lineage: Eukaryota; Fungi; Ascomycota; Dothideomycetes; Pleosporales; Pleosporaceae
Exons: 3
Coding region: 128-1693 (521 amino acids)
Biological process (GO): regulation of DNA-templated transcription
Molecular function (GO): zinc ion binding; DNA-binding transcription factor activity, RNA polymerase II-specific
Source: RefSeq, a predicted model, not a curated record